This is a messenger RNA of Truncatella angustata, 720 nucleotides long. RefSeq lists its product as uncharacterized. The record is from RefSeq and is a predicted model, not a curated record. The coding region runs from base 1 to 720 and encodes 239 amino acids. The transcript is spliced from 3 exons. NCBI's taxonomy places the organism in Eukaryota, Fungi, Ascomycota, Sordariomycetes, Amphisphaeriales, Sporocadaceae.
AUGGUAUACACGGGGCCGUCCAAGGGCUAUAAGCAGUGCGAUGAAGCGAAACCCGCAUGCGAGAAAUGCCAGAAGUCGGGCCGUCUAUGCCCUGGCUACAGGAAUCCAUCCACUAUCAGGAUCCGGGACAUGACAGCCACCACCAUAAAGCGAUUUGGGGAUAGUGGUGGAGAGAUUGGAGCUUCCCCAAUCAAUGUCAAUCGUGGUCAUGUUACCUUAGCAGCUCCGUUGCUACAUGAGUAUGGUACUACUUCUAUAGCAGUACGACAAGCUUGCAAGUCUCCCGAUACCGCCGGGCAUAUGCCUCGUGGCAGACGCACGACCAUAUCGCGCGGGCGGUUGAGAGCUCUUCAAACCCUCGACCCAGGGUAUCUAUGCGUCUUGAAACGAGUUAUUGACCAACAGAACGCUUGCCAGUGCCUCGCGACCAGCACUUCCACGUUGGCAUUGGCUGCCCUCUCUAGGCUCCCCAGCUACCGGAGAGUCACCAUGAAGGCCCGAGCAACAUAUGGAGCAGCAUUGAAAUCGAUUGACGCUACUCUUGGAAAGCCGAAUUCAGUGGUGGACGAUGAACUCCUUGCGUCGCUUUUUCUUCUGGCGCUCGUGGAGGUCCGUCCCAUCUUCCAGAGCAAGAAGUGUCGCAAUGGCUCACUACGUGUCAGAAACUUAUAUCAGAUAAUCUUACUGGAUUUUAUAGUCAUCUUUCUGGAGCCAUCAUGA